CGCCAACACCGCGCCUCGACCAUCUUCCCUCUCCCUCUGUGCACCGCAUCAAGUCACUCUACUUCACAGCAUCACCGCCAUCGUCGCCUCCAGCUUGUCCAUCCUCCACGGCCAAGCAUCAACCCCCCCCCUCGCAAGCGCAUAUCCCAUCCAGCGCUAGGCUGAGAGCUCGCCGCAUCAUCACCCUCCAAACAUGGCUUCCACCACCACAGAGCCCAAGGUCACCGAGCCUGAACAGUCCACCACAAAUGAGCAGCAGAAGCCCGAGCAGAAGCACCUGGCCCUAGGCGAAGACGACGAAUUCGAAGACUUUCCCAUCGACGACUGGCCCGCCGACCAAACCGAAGCCGCCCAGCGCAACGGCGAAACCAAGCACCUGUGGGAGGAGAGCUGGGACGACGACGACACAAGCGAUGACUUUUCGAAUCAGCUCAAGUGGGUGGUUGGCUCUCUCCUAGUUUCUACCCUGCUCCUCACAGCGCUGUCGCUCGACUUUCGUCCCCGUCGCCGCUUCCGUUGAGCAUUGUUGAUCUUGCCUUUUUCUCCUUUUUUCUUGCUGUUGCCGUUGUUUCGUCACCGCUGCUAUAUUACUCUAGGCCGAAUGCCUACUUAAUGUCUUGUUUGAGAUGGGAUACAUAUACAUACAUGUUCAUAUAAUGUUGCUUUUUCUUUUUCUUAUUUUCUUUUUUCAAGUUUGCUACUUCUCUGCUUUUUUGUUACAUUCCUUAUGAGCACACGGAUCCUGACGUGUUUCUUUUCAUAGGGAAGAGCUGAAAAAGGUUGAGGCGGCCAAGCGGAGGUGAAGUCGAGGAGGGGGAGAACCACGAGGACAUCGAUCGGGGCGAACCAAAUCACGUCAUGGGCAUAUAUGGAACGCUAGGCAUAUAGAUUGGGUCUUCAAAUCCAAAGAAUAAAAAAAAAAGGCAUUACUGGGUCCAUUAC
This is a messenger RNA of Trichoderma virens Gv29-8, 942 nucleotides long. RefSeq lists its product as uncharacterized. The transcript is spliced from 2 exons. The record is from RefSeq and is a predicted model, not a curated record. Bases 194 to 520 code for a protein of 108 amino acids. NCBI's taxonomy places the organism in Eukaryota, Fungi, Ascomycota, Sordariomycetes, Hypocreales, Hypocreaceae. Gene Ontology annotation, cellular component: proteasome complex; proteasome regulatory particle, lid subcomplex. Gene Ontology annotation, biological process: mRNA export from nucleus; double-strand break repair via homologous recombination; proteasome assembly.